Molecule: messenger RNA, 4457 nt
Organism: Haliotis rufescens (red abalone)
Lineage: Eukaryota; Metazoa; Mollusca; Gastropoda; Lepetellida; Haliotidae
Product: serine palmitoyltransferase 1-like
Exons: 16
Coding region: 100-1539 (479 amino acids)
Biological process (GO): sphingosine biosynthetic process; ceramide biosynthetic process
Cellular component (GO): endoplasmic reticulum
Molecular function (GO): pyridoxal phosphate binding; serine C-palmitoyltransferase activity
Source: RefSeq, a predicted model, not a curated record
UGCGCCGGUUUUACAACCCAUGGGCGUGUACAAGAUUCAACUUGUUAACCGGAUUACCUCCCCUUUGUAACUCUCGCUACCUUCACGACAAGCAUCACAAUGGCUAUCCUGCCAGCAACUUGGGACAUGUAUGACCUCAUACAAGGUUUUAUACAGGCGCCAGCUUACCACUUGGUGUUUGAAGCUCUGUUGAUAGUAUGGAUCUUCAAGCUUCUCUUAUUCUCCAAGAGCUAUGCUCCAGAAAGAACAGUCUUAACAGAAAAGGAAAAGGCAGACCUUAUUGCCGACUGGCAGCCAGAGCCCUUGGCCCCUGAUGUGCCAGACGACCACCCAAUCCUGCAGAGCAUGGAGCAGAACAUGAUAUCUGGCCGUCCAGACAAGUAUGUUACCAUCAAUGGCAAGCGGUGUAUCAACAUGGCCACUCUCGACUUCCUUGGCAUGAUCAAUGAUAAAAGCAUUGAGGCGAAGGCCAUAGCAGCACUGAAAGUCUAUGGGGUAGGCUCAUGUGGACCGAGAGGCUUUUACGGAACCAUGGACGUUCACCUGGAACUGGAAGAGAAACUGGCCAAGUUCAUGAAUUGUGAGGAAGCCAUCUUGUAUUCUUACGGGUUUGCCACCAUUGCCAGCGCUAUCCCAGCCUAUUCGAAGAGGGGGGACAUAGUGUUCUGUGAUGAGGGAGUCUGCUUCUCCAUCCAGAAAGGUCUGGUGGCAUCUCGUAGCAUUGUCAAGUUCUUCAAGCACAAUGACAUGGCCGACCUGGAGCGACUUCUUAUUGAGCAACAACAAAACGAUAAGAAGAAUCCCAAGAAAGCCAAAGUGACGAGACGUUUUAUAGUUACAGAAGGAUUGUUUGUCAACUAUGGAGACAUCUGCCCUCUACCUCAACUUGUGGAGCUCAAGUGGAAGUACAAGGUUCGCAUUUUCUUGGAAGAGAGUCUCUCAUUUGGUGUCCUGGGGAAGACGGGCCGAGGCGUCACUGAAUAUUUCAAUGUGAAUAUAGAAGAAAUUGAUCUGAUUGCUGCAUCUCUAGAGAACUCCAUUGCCUCCAUCGGGGGAUUUUGUUGUGGGCGGAAAUACGUCAUUGAUCACCAGCGUCUGUCAGGACUGGGCUACUGUUUCUCGGCCUCCUUGCCCCCCAUGCUGGCUUCAGCUGCCACACAAGCCAUAAGCAUCCUGGAGAACCAGCCUGUUUUAUUGACACAGCUGGAAGAGAACUGUAAGCUGAUGCACGAGGGCCUCUCAAAGCUUGAGGGUUUCUGUGUCUUGGGGGAUCCUGUCGCUCCUAUCAAGCAUGUCCGCCUGUCUGAGCCAUCUGAUGACCGUGAUCUGGACAUGAAGACCCUGCAGAUGAUUGUGGAUCAUUCGAGGCAGCAGGGCGUUGCACUGACUCUGGCUCGCUACCUGGAGAAGGAGGAGCAUGUCCUUCCAUACCCCAGUAUACGAGUGUCUGUGAACUGCAAAUUGGAAAAAGAUGAGAUUGAUCGUGUGUUGAGUUCAAUGACUGCUAGCGUAAACAAGGUCAUGUCUGCCACAUCAUAGCAGCUGCAGAGUUUGAUGGCAAAGCAGUCUACCUACUCCACGGAUACCAGAUACUUGACGACCAUCACUACACAUUAUAUAUAUCAUGACUCUCACUUACACAUAGUCACACGUGGAGACGUGGGAUAGUACAGUUUGAAAUAAGUGGGAAAUGUCUUGUUCAUGUUUCCAUAUCACUUCUGAAUGUCACUGGCUAUGAACACACAAUGCCAUUUAGAAUGUGGUCAAAUGGUUCAAAUGUUAUAUUUUGGAUAACACUUCUCUUAGUAAAGUACAGAUUCUAGAACAUUAUCGAGCUGAGUCCCGUCCGGGAUUCGAACCCUAACAGGACUCAACACAAAAAUGAACUGGAAUCUGUACUUUACUAAGAAAGUGUUAUCUCAAAUAUAACAUUUGUCAUUAGCUAUGUUUUUAAAAUAAGUCAGUUAUCAGAGUUAUUUUAAUAGUUUACAGGAUGAAGGUAGAAUUAAAAUGCUGACAUGUUUGAGGUCCAUGGAAUUACCGUAAUGGUUACAUUAAAUAAGAUAUAAUGGGGUAGGGUGAAAUUUGGGGAGUGUGAAGUACAUCCUCAAUAAGACACUUACUUCUGACAUUUUUUUCAUUUUUUUUUAUGAAACUGUGUCUGUAAAUGAUGUAACAGUUUUGUUCUGAGAUUGUAGUUCCCAGAAAGCCUGUAAGCUAAUAGUGAGAUGUGAAUGUUUCCUAGGCUGAACUUCUCUGAAUAUUUCUUGUAUCCACAUGACCACUGUGUAGUGGUGGGGUGUGUGUGUUGACCUGGUGGGGUGUGUGUGUUGACCAGUCUGUCCGGCUGGUCCAGGGUGCCAAGCUGCCUGACUGCUGGGGCUUGUAGGGUGAGGACUGUGAUGAAUGUAAUGUGCCAGUGUGCACCCUACAGUGAUGGUUUGUGGGAACACAUCAGCAUUGAUCGUUAUGCAUGUUACAGCACUUGACACGUUUUACUUCCACAGCACUUUACAGCCAACCUUUGUUGACUGCUGAUUGCCGCAUUUUAUUUCAAACCUUUUUCAGCAGUUUAGAAUAUCUCAAACUUGUUUUUGUGUUGUGUCAAUGGACUACAUCUUGACCAGCACAAAUCAUCCUUCAGAUGGUGAACUCUUUCUUAAGUCAAUAGAGGUGAGAUGACAUUCAAGGCAAUGUCAUUGUGGUUCUCUAAGCUGACUUUCUUUCACAGACAUUUAUUUUUUUCAAACAGUUUUGAUUCUAUAUUAAAAGUAUACAGAGAAUAUAUUAAGGAAGGUGCAUAACAGCAUGUGAUAAUAAUUACAUUGUACAUGGUGGGAGGCUGUAUUUUUAAACUGGGGAUAUGUGGGUAUGAAGUCUUUCACAGACUUGGUGCUGGUUGAAAUCAAUAACAGUGAUGAGAUUACAUUCUGGUUUUAAUUAUUGCAAACUUUCCUGAUAUUUCAGAUCUUUUUCGGAAUUUGAUUUUCCAUUGACUACAGUCCUUAGUGCCAAUUUUUGAUGCUGAAAUAAACAAAUUGGUGUUUGUUUGCAAAUGUGUACCUGUCUAUAAUUUUUUUUAAGAUCUUAAAUUUUUUUAUAAUCCCUCUACGAGAUAAGAAAUUUAACUAUGUUGACAGUUGUUUCAGAGGAACUGUUCGUUGUUUCAUCAUGGAGUACAUACUGUAGGCUGCAGGUGAACACUCACACCUUGAUCAAGUAGUUGGGAAUGGUACAGACAUGUGUGUCGCCUCUGUGUCGUGUUCCUGUGCAGUGAGCAGUGGUAGCCCAGCUGAGACAUCCUCUUGUUACAUUCGAAGGCCAAAUGUGUCUUGUUUAUUAGGGCUGGGACAGGUAACUCGGGUACUCGGGGACCCGGGGACCCACACGACUACCCGGACAUGUGGUUUGUCACGUGAUCUGUUGUUUAAUGCCAAAACUUAUGUAGAACUCCUGGUUACACAUGGUUCUGACGAUGCACGCAUUGCUUCUUACUUUUAUAUGUUUGAAUAAAGAUAAAGCUUAAGUCAACUUCUGUGUAUGUGUAACCAGAUCGCUUUAUAGUGUUGGGGAGUGUAUCUAAAUACUUUUUGCCAGAGCUCCGUUCAAACAAUUCCCACUGGACAUUUUGUACCCAUCUCUUGCGACCUACAGAGGGUACCCGGGUAGGGUCGGGUAAUAGGGGGUUGGGUACCCGGGUAGUAAAUUUGGACUCCUCCCAGCCCUAUUGUUUAUGACUGUAUAUAAUGAUGAGGUGGAUAUAUUUAUAGAUAUGUGUGUUUCUGUUGUAUGUGAGCACUUUCAUCACCUCCCUGUUAAACCAGGAAUAUAUUUUUAAUGACAUAUCAUAUAUAUUAAUUAUAAACUUCUAUAUAUAUAUAGCUUCUCUGUACUGGCCUCAGUGGUGAAAGACCCUGGCAUGACAUCACAUUACUGACCAUGUCAUAUUCUAUGUAUUAUCGCGCUCCUCAUGGUUUAUUCUCCCUGCAGUGUUUUAUUGUACGAUAAACAACUCCCACUCAUUUAUUUCUUAUGAGAUAUCAACAUUAUAUACAGUUUCUUUGAAGAUCAUGAGAUGUAAAGCUUUGAAAAUAUUUGACCGUUUAUUAAUAAUGAUGACUCCCCCAAUAGAAUCUGACCUCGGCAAUGUUGUACAAGUCCAUUUUACGCACAGGUGAAUGUUUCCUGCAUUCUCACAAUCCUCGAGUCCAUUACCUGCACCUUUUCUCCCAAUACUGAUUGUCAUAUCUCUCUCACUCUUGGAUGCGAUCGUUCAGUCGUUGUGUUUAUCUACAUACCCCAACUACAUCUACUGGGAACAACUCACCGUGUAUUCCCUCUCAAAAGGGGCACGGGUGGCCCAGUCGUCUAAGGUGCCGCGAUUCGCUGUGCAGAGUUGCAUCCCUUGGGCACGCCAGAAACCUAUGAUUGUGGGUUCGAAUCCGGGGUUUGCCCCG